Messenger RNA from Patella vulgata (common limpet), 2315 nucleotides. RefSeq names its product leucine-rich repeat-containing protein 74B. The coding region runs from base 27 to 1316 and encodes 429 amino acids. Gene Ontology annotation, molecular function: protein binding. The transcript has 11 exons. NCBI's taxonomy places the organism in Eukaryota, Metazoa, Mollusca, Gastropoda, Patellidae. The record is from RefSeq and is a predicted model, not a curated record.
UCAUCUUGAUCAAAUAUACAAAAAUCAUGGAAGCUCAGGAAAGACCGAAAACUAUUGAAGGCUAUUAUUUUACUGGAGUAUUGAAGUCUCAGAAACAGAUUUUAUUUGAAAGGCAAAUCACUGGCAUACGAAGUAACAGCAGUGGAAGACGAACGGUAGCGCGAAAAAUAAAACCAGACGACAAAGACGAUAAUCUGGAAAGUGUCACCAUGACGUCAGACAUCACAUCUUUUGGUGACAGAGAAGACACAUUACUUGAUGACGUUUUACAUGCCCCAGUCGAAGAUGAAAAACUAGACAAUCUACCAGUGAAGCUUGAUACAGUAGAUAUACAGAAGAAAUUGUAUAGACGAGAGUGUGAUAAACUGGGGGUUAUACCGAUUGGCGUCUAUAUGAGAAAUCCCGUCCAACCGCAACUCAUAUUAAAACACUACAGUAUGGGACCUGAUGGUGCUAAAGCAUUAGCUAUUCCUCUCAUGCUUGAUUCUAAUAUAGUUUGUUUGGAUUUAGAGGGUAAUGAUAUAAAUGCAACAGGAAUGGUGGCAAUGGCUGAAAUGUUGGCUGAAAGUGUAACCAUUAAAGAAUUGAAUUUAUCUAGAAAUAAUCUGGGUCAUCGAGGUGCACUCUCAGUUAAAUCUCUUUUACGCAAGAAUCGACUGAUUGAUACUUUAUAUUUAUCUGGUAAUGGUUUCACUGAUGUAGAUACUACAACAUUUGCAGAUAUCAUAAAGGAAAGCAAAACAUUAAAGAAGUUAGUAUUGUCUCAUAAUGGCUUCGGUGAUGGUUCUGGAACUUUAUUCGGAAAUGCCAUAAUUGUGAAUGAAAACAUGGAAUAUCUUGAUUUAAGUUGGAAUAAAUUAAGAGGUAGAAGUGCAGCAGAAUUAUGUCUCGGUUUAAAGGAAAAUAUUGGUCUCAAAUAUUUCAACAUUGCUUACAAUGGAUGUGGAAAACAUGGCGCUACUGCCGUUGCCAUGGCAUUAGGUGUAAAUUCAACCUUACGAGAGUUAGAUCUGACUGAUAAUCGUCUGACAGACGUCUAUGUACUUGCUGUAAUACGAGAGUUGUCCAACAAUGAAACAUUAAAAAUACUUCGAAUUGGAGAGAAUCUUAUCACUGGUAAAGGGUGUCUGGAUAUUUUAAGACUUUUCUUAAAGGCAGAAAAUAGUGUUCUAGAAAUAUUAGAUUUAAAAAACACCAACGUGACGAAAGAGUUUUUAGAGGAGAUGAAAAUGCUCCCAUCGAUACGCACACCGUCACCUGUUAUUUUACACGGUUCUUGUCCUAGUGCUAAACAAAUACCAAUGCAUACAUCUUAAUUAUUAGGGUCUGGAUAAGGAGGAUCGAUGGGUCACCAAUCACAAAUAUUUAAAUUAAACUAUUUUAAGAAUUCAGUCAUUUCAUUAGCCAAAAGCUAGAAUGUGUACUAGGAUUUUAAAUCUCAACCAAUGAAAAGGCUUCAUCUUUAAAAUGUUUUAGUUUACGUUUUUCGUGAAAAGGGCCUCGUGGAAUUUUACUGUUUAUUGCCCUGGGCCCUGUUUCACGAAAUUGUAACUAAAGAUAAAAUCCAAAUUUUAGUAGAUACUUCAAUUUUGAUUGGCUAAGCACUACAAUCAUUCUAAUAUUAUCCAAUCAAAUUUCUAAAAUUUGGAUUUUAUCUUAGUUAAAAUUUCGUGAAACAGGCCCCAGAAUUGUGACCUGUGUAUUUCACUGCAAUAAUCAAUCUCCCAACAAUCAAUUGAAAUACCUACCACAACCCAUAUUUUAAUACCUAUAAUAUUAUGGAUAUGUGAUUAGCAUCGAGUCAUUCAAUGUUCAUUUAUCUUUUUAACAAUACUAAAUAUGUACGUUUAUGGUGAUAUACCAUUUGGAGACCGAAAGGGUCAGAUGAAAAUGAGACAUUCAAAUUUUAAUCACAGCUACUGUGUUUAUUUAUACUCCCGGGACAAGAACCUUCUAGAUGUGGUUUAAGAAAUCGUUAGAAUUGUGAGGUUUUAUAAUCCCGCCACCAAAUCCUUCUUCUCAAUUCUGCGCCAAUGUAAUGAAAUGUAAUUUGGUUUUACGUCCCUCUGUUCUGCACCAACUGGGCUAAUCAAGACGGAAAUAGGCCAACCAAUGUACAAUGAGGGAAAAUUUGCCCUGAAAAGGGGUCUUCUACGUGUACACGGGGCCUCGGUUUUUGUCCCAUCACUCACACUGUCCUUGACUUAAACGCGGUCUUACUCACUAAGUCACCGCGGCUCCCUAGUUUUUGUAACAUAACCAAAGAUUCACACUCAAAAUCAAGCGAUCUGCCCAUUAAGUGCUAUUUGUUAUGU